UAACUGUAUAAAAAAAUAUUGAUGUCAUGUAAUUCAGUAGGUAAAGCUUAGAAUAUAGUUGUGCAGUUCAAACUUUUAAUUAGUUUGAGGAGUAAUCGUUAUUUUGGUUCGAAUUUAUUGGGAUUUGCAUAAUGUUUAUGCAAAGCAAAGAACCAAUCUUAUUAAUGAUUUAGUUUGAUAAUUUAAGACAACCCGAAAAUCCAUGUCUUUGUUUAACAAUUAUGUUGACGGACAAACGGACAUGCACAAGACUCACGUUCAGUCUACAAAGCCUAUUUAAAUGAUUUCUGAUUCUGAUUAGCCACAGGCUAAUUGGGUGUAAAAUGUCCUGAGACAUAUAAUUAGCGUCAGAUAUUAACAACAUUCACUAAUUAUGAUCAAUGAGUUUGACACCAAACGAUGAUUCAUGAUCAACUGAGAUUAGACACGGUCGAAAAGGUAAUGCUGUAUGAAUUUCCAGCGAUCUUCGAAAAAUGUUGGUCGCUUAUUUUCUGUUUUUCUUGUUAUACGAAGCAAACAGCUACAAAAUACCAACACCUUACCCCGAGUACAACAAGAAACUAGUUAAAUGUGUAACAGAUAUUGUUCGAGAACAUUAUUCCGAAAAAAAAGUUAUAACUUACGUCGGCGAUAAGUUUGAAGAUGAAGAACUUUUGAAGGCAAUAAAUAAUGAAGGGACCGUAUCAAUCGUUUCACUGAAAUCGACGAAGAGAAUGAUUAUACCACACGAAGCUUAUUUGCUAUCUGGAAAAAAUGCAACUUUUAUAGCUAAACAUUUUCCCAAAGUCAGAAGAGAAACUUCAUGGAAUCCACUUGCAAGAUUUCUGGUCCUCGUCAAGAAUCUUACAGAAAGUGAUCUCAAAAUAGUGUUCGAUAUGUUUCUGAAGCUGCACGCAAGACAUGUGAUAAUAGUGAAUGCUACUGAAGAUGCUCACUUGUACGGCUACAAUCCCUUCGAUAACUACGGCUGCGGUAAACGCUAUGACUAUAUCUUCAGCUAUGGCAAGUGUGCGAAAGCAUUCUACAAAGAGUUGUACGUAAACAAAAUCAUAACCAAGCUAAGGAAUUGCACAUUUAACGUCGUCAUAACCCAGUGGCCGCCAUACACAAUAUUACCCACCAAUGAUUCAAAUGACUUGUCACCACUACGCCAUGGGGCCGAGCCAUAUUUGUUCCAAUUAAUAGGUCGCAUGCUAAAUUUCAAAAUAAACAUCACAUACGAUUAUACUGCUGUUGAAGAAUUUCCAACGGUGUCUACAGACAUGGAGGCAGUUGGGUCUUUGAAAAAGCUUCAGGAUAACCAAGCUGAUGCUGCGAUAGGAGGCAUGUUACUGACGCCUUCUCGAGCUCUAGCCUUCUCUUUCGUUUACGGUCAUUUAGCUUACACAGACGAAAUACGAUUUAUAGUGAAACGAGCUUCAGACGUACCUCCUUGGAAAAAUGUCUACUUAGAAUUUCAUUGGACGGUGUGGAUCAUACUUCUGCUGACUCUAAUGUUAUACUCAAUAUUAGUGAUACUGCUACUUCAGACGAACGAUAAAAGCUACGUAGUGCUAGUACUACUAAGUAAUCUUCUACUUCAUGGGCACAGUUUCAGAAGUCGGAGUACGGUGAAAACCGUUCUCAUACUAUGGAUGUGGUUCGCGUACUUGGUGAAUACUUUCUACCAGUCUACUCUGUUCAGUCUUACGACAAACCCAGCUCAAGAAUAUCAAAUUUCUAACGAAGAAGAUCUAGCGCGGUUCAGACUUAAACCCUGUUUUAGUAAGGUGAUGGAAAAUUAUUACAGAGAAUCUGUGCAAACUAAUGAUGGGUACCAAAGAAUUAAGGGCUGCGAUGGAUUGAUGGAAAGCGUGCACACAGUGGCGAAUUCUGAAGACCUGUACACGAUUCUUCUAAAUGGACAGUUUAGAUACAAUAUGCAGGAGUUUCGGGAUAAGUAUGGGACAUCUCGCGUUGUAGCGCUACCUAAGCCAUAUUCUAAGGUAAUGUACGCAAUAUUUUUGUACAAAGGCUUUCCUAUGAUCAAUUAUUUUCUUCACAAGUCGCUUCGGUUGAGAGAACUAGGUUUGGUGGACAAAGUUAUAAAGAAGUUGACAUAUCGCCGUCUCAUUAAAUAUCGGUUCCAUGAAAAGGAAUUUCAGACCCGAUUCGCUAUUCCUUGGAUUAUUUAUAUUUUUGGUUGUUCAAUUGCCAUCAUUACAUUUAUUAUUGAAAUUAAUAUGCCUAGACGUUAACUUAUGACUUACUUUAAAAUAGUUUAUUAUACUAUACUGCAUAUUACAUUGUACUGUGCUAUGGAGAUAUAUGAUGUUAAAAACGUAAUUAAGGUCAACUCUAAUUAUGAAAACGUUGACAAAGGUUACGCCAAUUAUCAUGCUCACAAAUUGCCUUUUGAUUGAUGUGUAUCAACAAAACACGAACUACGAAAUAAAUCAAAUGUAAUAAUGUCACGCCCACUUCUGUCUGUUAUAUACUGAUGCUGAAAUUACAAUCGUAUUUUAAUGAUAUAGCACCUGAUAAUGAUGAACACACAUUCUGUCAUGAUUAGGACAGACAGAUAAUAAUAAUCUGUUCAGAGUUAUUUUUUUGAUAUAUUCGUUUUUAAAUAAAACUUUCUUUAAAAAACUUCAUCAUCAUCCUCUUGCACUUAUCCCAAUUUAUUUUUUUUGUGGUCGGGGCAGCAUUAGAGUAAAAAUACAAUUUCCAAAAAAACGGGCACCUCUCUACCUAUGACAAUAAUUUACGCAGAUUUUAGGGUUUUAGGUACUGAAAUAUUUCACUAGCAUGACAUGUAGAGGUCAGAGAGUCUCCUAAUGAAAAAGUUGAAUCACCUGUUAUAGCUACAAAGACGUACAUAACUUUCAUUAAUUAAAAAAAAAAGUACGUUAAACACAAAGAUAACUUAAGUGCACAUUUUGAUGUUUUUCAUGUGAUUGCAUAUCUUAAAGGAAAAGUUUUUCUAUAUUUGCUAACGUGUGACUUUGUUAUUUAUUUUGUAUUAAAUGUUAAAAGAGUU
Molecule: messenger RNA, 3019 nt
Organism: Helicoverpa zea (corn earworm)
Lineage: Eukaryota; Metazoa; Arthropoda; Insecta; Lepidoptera; Noctuidae
Exons: 1
Coding region: 474-2237 (587 amino acids)
Source: RefSeq, a predicted model, not a curated record